UUUAUCCAUGGGUGGUGGCCCUCCGUCUCGCCCCACGCCUUUAUGAAUCCUAUGGCAGGUUGUACGAAGACAGCCAGCUCCUGAGGCAGCGCCGCAACGGAGAAGAGCGGAGGACUCCAAGCUACACACUCCGGGGAUGGACGCUCUCUCCUCCUCCGCUUUCCUCCGUAUCUCCGCCGUUAGAACCGAAGAGAAACCUCCUCGCCCCACAAUUCACCAACCUCGUAAGCCAAAAACCACCACCACCACUACGACCACAACCCAGCCCAAACCGGAGAAGAGCAGGAGCCCCAGGAUCUCUCCGCCCCCACCGCCAUCAAUCCCAGCGGCCCUGUGCAACGCUAUCGACGACCUGAUCAACAACUUCAUCGAUCCGGCGGCCCACCGCCCCUCCGUCGAUCCUCGGCACGUCCUCUCCGAUAACUGGGCCCCCGUCGGCGAGCUCCCCCCGACACCCUGCCCCGUAGUCCGCGGCCGCAUCCCCAGCUGCCUCGCCGGCGGGGCCUACAUCAGCAACGGGCCCAACCCCCAGCAUCUCCCCCGUGGGCCCCACCACCUAUUCGACGGCGACGGCAUGCUCCACUCCCUCCUCCUCCCCUCCAUCUCGGCCACCGGCGACGCCCUGCUCUGCUCGCGUUACGUCCGCACAUACAAAUACCUCCUGGAGCGCGAGGCCGGCGGCCCGGUCCUCCCGAGCGUCUUCGCCGGUUUCCACGGUGCCGGCGGGAUCGCACGCGGUGCGGUGACCGCCGCCCGGGUGCUGACGGGGCAGAUGAAUCCCCUGGAGGGCGUGGGGCUGGCCAACACUAGCCUGGCCUUCCACGCCGGCCAACUCUACGCCCUGGGUGAAUCGGACCUCCCCUACGCCCUCCACGUGGAUCCGUCCUCCGGCGAGAUCGCCACCCGCGGCCGGUGCGACUUCGAGGGGCGGCUCUUCAUGGGGAUGACCGCCCACCCCAAGAAGGACCCGGCCACCGGGGAGCUCUUUGCCUUCCGUUACGGGCCCGUGCCGCCCUUCGUGACCUACUUCCGCUUCGACCCGGCGGGGCGCAAGUCGGCGGACGUUCCCAUCUUCUCGGUGGCGAAGCCUUCCUUCCUCCACGACUUCGCGGUGACGGAGCGGCACGCGGUGUUCCCGGACAUCCAGAUCGUCAUGAAGCCCAUGGAUAUGGUGCUGGGCGGCGGGGCUCCCGUGGGGUCGGACCCGGAGAAGGUGACCCGCCUCGGGGUGCUCCCACGGUACGCCAGCUCGGAGGCCGAGAUGCGCUGGUUCGAGGUCCCCGGCCUCAACCCCAUCCACGCCGUCAACGCCUGGGAGGAGGACGGAGGCCGGACUCUGGUCCUGGUGGCCCCCAACGUGCUGUCGGUGGAGCAUGCCCUCGACCGGAUGGAACUGGUGCACAGCUGCGUGGAGAUGGUGCGGAUCGACCUCGAGAGCGGCGCGGCGACGCGGACCCCGCUGUCGGCCGGGAACCUUGACUUCGGGGUGAUACACCCGGGCUACGUGGGGAGGAAGAACCGGUACGCCUACCUUGGGAUAGGAGAUCCCAUGCCUAGGAUCUCCGGAGUGGUCAAGCUGGACCUGCAGAAAGCCGGGCGGGGGGACUGCACCGUGGCGCGGCGGGAAUUCGGCCCCGGAUGCUUCGGCGGGGAGCCCUUCUUCGUCCCGGAGGGCGACGUUGAAGAGGAGGACGCGGGGUAUUUGGUGUCUUACGUGCACGACGAGGGGAGCGGGGAGUCGAGGUUCGUGGUGAUGGAUGCGCGGUCGCCGGAGCUGGACGUGGUGGCGGAGGUGCUUCUGCCGUCCCGGGUGCCCUACGGCUUCCACGGGCUCUUCGUCACCCAGACCGAGCUGCGAUCGCAGCGCCCCCGAUGGUACUGAUAGCCUGAUCAUCAACCACCGCAGCAGUGUACGAGUUAAAUCGCAUACGAAAAAGAAUGAACAGUAGAACUCGAUUGAAUAUUUUAUAUAUUAUAUAUCUAUAAUAUUACAUACGUAUAUACACGUAUGUACGUAUCCAUAUGUAACGUUAAGAAAUUCGGCUUCUAUUUUCGGUGGGGCAUGCAUGGUGGUGGGUGUACUAUGAGUUAACGGAACAGAGGGAUGUUAGAAAUUGCGUUUGCUCCCCUCCCACCCCCACAACCCCAACAAAAAGGAGCAAGAAUUUUAUGAUGUGCCCCGUCAUCCACAUUAUAUUCAUCCUGUGAUGGCAGAGACGCAGUACGUUCCAUGGUGUCACUUGCACGUCGCAGAGAGAAAAGAAAAUCAUGUGCCUACAAACCGGAGUCUUGCAGCAUUAGCCGACAAAAUAAUCUGAAGAUCCGGUGGAAUGGAUGUCGUAGCAUCCGGUGGAGUAGACGCCCUGCAACGGUGGAUGUCUUGCACAUUUAAAUGGCCCAGGCUUGUUGGUCCAGAAAAAUUACUGUUUCUUUAGUCGUGCCCAUGCCCGGCAAAAGGCACCGGUCAGUGGUUAAGCCGCAGCCCAACUGCCCUUGACAAGCUUUCACAUUCAUCCAUCGAAAUUGACCUUUCAAAUACCAAGGGGAGGGGGUUACCACCUAAUUAUUGAGGGAUAGAAUAUGCUGAAAUGAGUUUGACACAAAAGAAAAGUCUGCUUAUGGAUGGAAAAUAUUCCACAUUACCACAUUAAUUUAUUACGACGGUCUGCUA
Molecule: messenger RNA, 2671 nt
Organism: Elaeis guineensis (African oil palm)
Lineage: Eukaryota; Viridiplantae; Streptophyta; Magnoliopsida; Arecales; Arecaceae
Product: 9-cis-epoxycarotenoid dioxygenase NCED1, chloroplastic
Biological process (GO): carotene catabolic process
Cellular component (GO): chloroplast stroma
Molecular function (GO): carotenoid dioxygenase activity
Source: RefSeq, a predicted model, not a curated record